GAGCACGCGGCCACCGUGGCGGGCGGGCGCGCGGUCGGAGGGCGGCGGACGAGCGGACGGGCGGAGGGUGCUCGGCCGGGGCGCUGCGGGCAUGGCGGGCGCGGGGCUGCUGGCGGCUGCUGGGCGCUGGCUGCCGCGCGGAGCCCACCGCGGGCCUCGAGCCGCCUCGUCCUCGCCCUCCUGCCCGGGCUGCGGCCCCCCGGGCCCCGGCGCCCACUGCCCGGCCGCCCCGCGCUCCGCGCCCUCCCCGGCGCCCGCCGAGCCCAGCGCGCUGCUGUGGGCGCGCUACCAGGACAUGCGGAGGCUGGUGCACGACCUCCUGCCCCCCGAGGUCUGCAGUCUCCUGAACCCGGCCGCCAUCUAUGCCAACAACGAGAUCAGCCUGCGUGACGUGGAGGUCUAUGGCUUUGACUACGACUACACGCUGGCUCAGUACUCAGAUGCCUUGCACCCCCAGAUCUUCAAUGCCGCCCGUGACAUUCUGGUUGAACACUACAAGUACCCAGAGGGGAUUCGGAGCUAUGACUACAACCCCAGCUUUGCCAUCCGAGGCCUCCACUACGACAUUCAGAAGAGCCUUCUGAUGAAGAUCGAUGCCUUUCACUACGUGCAGCUGGGAACAGCCUACAGGUCAGUGCCGACCCGGCCCUCCGCCCGCUGCUUCAGGGGCCUCCAGCCUGUGCCGGAUGAGGAGGUGAUCGACCUGUAUGGGGGCACCCAGCACAUCCCCCUGUACCAGAUGAGCGGCUUCUACGGCAAGGGCCCCUCGAUCAAACAGUUCAUGGACAUCUUCUCACUGCCGGAGAUGGCGCUGCUCUCCUGUGUGGUGGACUACUUCCUGGGUCACGGCCUGGAGUUCGACCAAGCCCACCUCUAUAAGGAUGUGACGGACGCCAUUCGAGACGUGCACGUGAAGGGCCUCAUGUACCAGUGGAUUGAGCGAGACAUGGAGAAGUACAUCCUUAGAGGGGACGAGACAUUCGCAGUCCUGAGCCGCCUGGUGGCCCACGGGAAACAGCUGUUCCUUAUCACCAACAGUCCUUUCAGCUUCGUGGACAAGGGAAUGCGGCACAUGGUGGGUCCCGACUGGCGCCACCUCUUUGACGUGGUCAUCGUCCAGGCAGAUAAGCCCAGUUUCUUCACGGACCGGCGCAAGCCUUUCCGAAAACUUGAUGAGACAGGCUCGCUGCAGUGGGACCGUAUCACAGGCCUGGAGAAGGGCAAGAUCUAUCGGCAGGGAAACCUGUUUGACUUCCUGCGCCUGACGGAGUGGCGUGGCCCCCGAGUGCUCUACUUUGGAGACCACCUCUACAGUGACCUGGCGGACCUCAUGCUUCGGCACGGCUGGCGCACGGGCGCCAUCAUCCCCGAGCUGGAGCGCGAGAUCCGCAUCAUCAACACUGAGCAGUACAUGCACUCGCUGACGUGGCAGCAGGCGCUCACGGGGCUGCUGGAGCGCAUGCAGACCUACCAGGACGCGGAGUCACUGCAGGUGCUGGCUGCCUGGAUGAAGGAGCGGCAGGAGCUGAGGUGCAUCACCAAGGCCCUGUUCAACGCUCAGUUUGGAAGCAUCUUCCGCACCUUUCACAACCCCACCUACUUCUCACGCCGCCUGGUGCGCUUCUCCGACCUCUACAUGGCCUCCCUGAGCUGCCUGCUCAAUUACCGCGUGGACUUCACCUUCUACCCGCGCCGCACACCCCUGCAGCACGAGGCCCCGCUCUGGAUGGACCAGCUGUGCACGGGCUGCAUGAAGACGCCCUUCCUCGGCGACAUGGCCCACAUCCGCUGAGGGCACCUUUAUUAUUUCCCACAGCGGGCCCCACCCCUCCUGCCCCGCCCGCUCCGGGCUUCUGUCCAGACAGGCAAUAAACAAACGUGGUCUCCCUCCUG
Molecule: messenger RNA, 1893 nt
Organism: Erinaceus europaeus (western European hedgehog)
Lineage: Eukaryota; Metazoa; Chordata; Mammalia; Eulipotyphla; Erinaceidae
Gene: NT5DC2
Product: 5'-nucleotidase domain containing 2
Exons: 14
Coding region: 92-1792 (566 amino acids)
Molecular function (GO): 5'-nucleotidase activity
Source: RefSeq, a predicted model, not a curated record